AAAAGGUUUUAUUAAAAAAAAAGAUAUAUACAAAUACGAGGAUUAUUAUAUGAACAAAUCGAAAAAGGCUUUUUGAGCGUCGUCCGAAGAGAAUCAAUCAAGUGAAGUGAGUAUUACGAAGUCGUUUUGGAGUUCAGUUGAAUAUCUAUCUAUCCAUUAUUUUCUUUUGGCCAAUGUUUCACGAGCCAGUCACGACUACACCGUCGUUAACCGAUGAAAAUGGAAAUACAUAGAAACAAAACAAUAGAAGUUGAGAAAUACUAAAGCUUGUGUCUCUGUCUAUCAGCCUCAUAGCCUUGUCUGUUUUUUUUCUUACGUCCUACUCAUUCUUCCCACAGCAUCAUUUAGCAACCAACCAUUACCAUUCCCUCUGAUCUCUCUCACCUAGCUAGCUACUCAUCUUCACUCCUUGCUCCUUUCAUUAUUUUCUCUUAGAUUCUGCAUCACCGUGUUCACAAAAAAAGUUUACACUAGUUACUGAGUACUACUUCUGAAACCACUUUUCUUCCUGGUUUGCUUCUGUUGCGAGGCCCAUUGGAGGUUUCAUCUUUUGUUCAUUAUCACUUAAAAAAAACUUAAUUCUUUUCUCUUUCCUUGGUGUUAUUGCUGAUGGAGGGUCCUCACUGUUCUUGCGCUAGUUAAUCCACUCAUAAAUAUUGUUGAUUGUUUGGGUCAUUGAGGAGAGAAAAUAGGCCUUUUCAGUAGUUGUGUCUGUGGUGCUUCACUUCUCUCACUUUAAGUCCUGUUGAAUUGAAGUUUAUAUUGUUAUUUUAAACCGUUAAAAAAAAAUCAGUUCUUGUGUCUUCUUUUUUAGGUUUUCAUGAUUGGUAGGAGGUUUUUUCUUUAUCUAAUCAUUCAGGUCUUGGCUUCUCGCUGCUGAAAAUUAGUGUAUGAUAUUGUCUUGAACUGUGAACUUUUGAUUGAGAGGGGCUGCAAAGUUGUUCAAUUUUUGGAACAAGAUGGCUGAAAGGAGAUUGAAUAUUAAUGCCCCUCUCAUGUCUGUGAGACGCUCUGCUGCUACACCACCAUCCUUGACUGAAGCAAAGAAGAAGAUUCUAGAGAAACGCCACACUCUUCCAUACUACAAAUCAGACACAUUCUCGGAUCAGGUUACAGAACCUGUUGCAGUACCUUUCAAUUGGGAGCAUAUCCCUGGAAGACGCAAGGGUAAUGGUGGAUCUGAGCCUCAACCUCCUAAGGCAACUUCAAUCACUCCAAGCCCAAGACUUCCCCCAGGAAAAUCUAUCAAUGCUACCAAACAACCAUUGGAAAAGGAAAGUAAGGCUGCAAAUAAAUCAAAGUCUUUCAAUGUUAGUGUGGUUAAGGUAGACUCUGACAAAGAGAGAAAAGUCGAAAAAAUAGUUGAGAGCAGAAGGUCCAAUGUGAAGUAUGAUGAUGAUGACGACAAUGAUGAUAAUGAUGCUUAUUCUGAUGCCCUUGAAAAUCUGUCACCUACAGAAUCAUUCUCCAUGAACUGUAGUGUGAGUGGUGUAAGUGGAUUGGAAAAUCUGGGUGCAAACAAGUCUGGAUCAUUCUCCACAGAUCAACAAACUAGAGACUUCAUGAUGAGCCGAUUCUUGCCUGCUGCAAAGGCUAUGACUCUACUGCCUCCUCAAUAUUCUUCAAAAAAGCAAUCUGCACUAGUAGAGCAACAGCCUAGAGAUGUUAGCAAAUUGGUUCGCGAUGAUAAGAAGCAAUUGCCUAUUAAGCAUAACACUGCUAUUAUACCAUACACUGGCCAAAAUCAAGAGGAAGAAAGUGAAGAUGAAGUUGAUGAUAAUGAGUAUGACAACUCUUCUAAUAUCGCAGCUAAAGGCUGUGGGUUGUUACCUCAAUUACAUAUCAGGAAUUCAUUGUGCUUAUUGAAUCCUGUUGCUGUGAUGAAAAUGAAGAACCAGGCUCCCUUGCCUCCAGCCAGUGAGGUUGUGAAACCUAACAAAAGUUCUCAUAUUAGAUCUUUUAGCCCAGUUCCUGCUGUAAAGAAGGCUUGGGAGGCAAUUCACAAGAACAAAUCAAGCUCUAGGGCUGCAUCACCUGACAAACAAGAGGGUAAAAAGAAAUGGACUAGUGAAUCAAACAGAUUUACCUACUCUGGUGAGUUGCUGCCAGGUAGACUCUCCCCCUUCCGUCGUUCAAGAGCUGCUGCUGCUGGUAUAUCUCCCUGUCGAAGUAAACCUCAAUCUCCCUUUCGUGGUGCUAAGUUGCCUGGGGAUACUAAAGAGGCUGAGAAUUAUAAGUUUGGCAAGGUGAAAUUCCACAGCGGUGUGCUUGGAAAUGUUCAUGACGUGCCAUCCCAAGGAGCCAAAAGAACUUCAUAUUCAGGGAAUCUCACAAUUGAAAAGACAUUGUACAUAGAUACUGCCAGUACAGCCAAAUUAUCAUCUUCAAAUAUAAGUUCUUUAGAUAACAAUCGGAGGGUAGAUACUGUUGUUGCAGAUUUAGACAGAAGAAGGGGGAAAAUUGGAUCUUCUCAAGAGAUAAAACAAGUACGUGCUGUGGAAGAAAAGGUCACAUUUGAUACUGAUGUGUUAAGUGCUUUUGAUUCAAUUCCACCAAGUCUGUAUAGAAUUUUGAAUCUCACAGCCAAAGAAGAAAGAGAUGAAGGAUUGACAACUGAUCAAAAUAUUAGCCAAGAACCUGUGUCCUUGCAAUCUGUGCAAGGGACAUUUGCUGAAGAUCCAAAGACCAACACCCAGCAAAUUGUGUUAGCUAAUGAUUCAGGAAAAGGUAGUGCUGUAUCUGCUGUGUCUCCUCUUCCCCCACCUUUGCCAAAAUCACCUUCCGAAUCCUGGCUUUGGCGUGCCCUGCCUUUAGUUUCUGUGAAGAAUUCUUUCCUGCACUCAAGUCAAGGUACUCAAUCCCAAGCUAAAAGGCAUGAUUCUAAUACAACAUCUGGUAAUCUCAAGUGGGAAACAAUAGUGAAAACUUCAAAUUUGCAUCAAGAUCAUGUUCGCUAUUCUCAGGAACUACCCACACGUAAAUCUCAGCACUAAAUCUUAGACAUGAAACUCAGUAUCAUGUUGUGGUCAAGCUUUUAGUGUCCUCCUUUUCUAGUUAAUAUACUUAUGCGGUUGGCUUCACGCUCCUACCCCUGUUGAUUUUCGUGAUACUGUAUUGUUUAGAGAGAAAUCAAUGUCAUUUUUUGGUGAUCAAUAAAAUUAUAAAAGCAAAGCUUCUUCUGGACUAGUGGCGCUUUCAGUGGAAUCAAGAUUUCCUCACCUGCCCUACAGAAGUGGAUAUCGGCUAGUACUGUGUGCCUUUUCAUCAUGUUGCUUUAGUCUUCUCUUUUUUCUGCUUAAUCAGAGGAAUGAUCCUUUAGGUUGCCUCACCUGGUGCUACUUAAUCUUCAGGUAUAAGCAUUAUUUUUAUGUCAACUGACAUAAGUGAUUACUGUUAUCCAAGCUUUGUUGAUUGUUUCCUUUUUUAUUUUUAUACACAGAGAAAAGAAUCCUUUAAAUAUUUUAGUUUGGCUUUCCUCAGCACUUUCAGAAGCUUUUUGUCCAAGUAUGUAAAUCAGAUUACUUCUGAAUUAUGAGAAAUUUCAGAUUCUCAUUUGUUUGGGGUAUUUCUUAUGUGAUGCUGUUAGCAAAACCUGGCACAGCAACUAAACAAAGAAAUUGUAAUCAAUUGCAUCACUGAUAUAUUCAAGUAAAUUGUAAACUAUAUUAAUGCUGUUCCCUUUA
This is a messenger RNA of Glycine soja, 3683 nucleotides long. RefSeq lists its product as uncharacterized. The transcript has 4 exons. The coding region runs from base 960 to 2993 and encodes 677 amino acids. NCBI's taxonomy places the organism in Eukaryota, Viridiplantae, Streptophyta, Magnoliopsida, Fabales, Fabaceae. The record is from RefSeq and is a predicted model, not a curated record.